CUUCUAUUCUAGUUCAGUUUCGUUUUCACUUUUCCACCAUUCUUCUUUAUUCCUCUUUUUUCAUUUCCUUUAAAAUUCGCCAAAUCCAAAUCAUAACCACUUCUUCCACAAACGCGCUUCUCUCAAUAAGCCACCAUGAAGAACGCUUCGACGAGGAACUCUGAUUCCUCGUCUCACUUCGACUCCCCUCACUCUCCUCUCCGAUUUAAAUCCUCUCCACUAUCCGACGGCGGCGAUCCUUUCCACUCCACCGAAAACUCGCCGGAAAAUUCCCACCGAGACAACUCCAGAGCUAUCGUAAUCAUCGAGCCUUCAAUACAGCACUCUCAAGUCUCCGCUUCCGUACCAGACUCCGAGCACCGGAACCAUCCGGUAAAUGAGCAACCGGCGGUGGUGGUUAACAGAGCCAUGAGGAAUGAUCCUCCUCCUACCACAACGAAUCUAGGUCCCAACGUCACAAGAGGAGGCCGUGAAGAUGGCGGCGGUAGGAGUAGACAGAGGACAACGACGCCGGCGGUGCCGGCAUGGUCGAAAAGUGAUGUGAUGACAGGGAAGGUUGCGUUAGGAUUCCGAAUAAGCGAAGUGGUGCUAUGUCUGAUUUCGUUUUCGGUUAUGGCCGCCGAUAAGACUCAAGGUUGGAGUGGCGACUCCUUUGAUCGUUACAAAGAAUACAGGUAUUGUUUGUCUAUGACAGUAAUCGGUUUUGUAUAUGCGGGGUUUCAAGCAUGUGAACUUGGCUAUCAACUUAUAACAGGAAAACACAUAGUCAAUCACCACCUGCGUUUUCAUUUUGAUUUCCUUAUGGAUCAGGUUUUGGCAUAUCUUUUGAUAUCAUCAGCAUCAUCAGCAGCCACUAGGGUUGAUGAUUGGCAAUCAAAUUGGGGAAAAGAUGAAUUCACAGAAAUGGCUAGUGCUUCUAUUGCAUUGGCCUUUCUUGCUUUCAUCGCCUUUGCUAUUAGCUCACUUAUCUCCGGUUACAACCUAUGUAAUCGUUACCCCUAGUAAUACUUUAACCUUAUACUACUAUUUAUCGAUUUAUACUUUUUUCUUUCUUACUACCAUGGAGAAAUGUAUUCAAAAUAACUUCGAGUCUCGUGAAUUUUAACUGUAUAGACAGACUUUUGUACACUUAUACUUGCAUGAUAUUGGAGGAUGAGGAUGAUAAUUUUAUUUUUAGAAUACAA
Medicago truncatula (barrel medic) is the source of this 1184-nucleotide messenger RNA. Its product is annotated as CASP-like protein 4A3. The record is from RefSeq and is a predicted model, not a curated record. Bases 136 to 1002 code for a protein of 288 amino acids. Lineage: Eukaryota; Viridiplantae; Streptophyta; Magnoliopsida; Fabales; Fabaceae. The transcript has 3 exons.